CCAGCCAUGUAAAUAGCACCAUUGUAGCCCGCCAAUACACCAAUUUUGUCCCUUCCGUGCUAAGUUGGGCUAGUCAAGAGGCCGCAAGCCCCAUCUGACUGGGCGACUCACAUAAUUGAGGACCUUCCGAUAAGCCUGCGAUACCAAUGCAUGUUCAUCCUUGAUCCUCGCAUACUUUUUCAGUGGCCGAUUUAGUUCUUCCAUACCCUGUCAUUUAUUCACGAACCCCCUAUCGCUUGACUCACUGGGCCUUUACCUCAUCAACGGAGUCGGUCUUAUCGGAUUACGCACUUCACGACAGCAAUUACAUACUCUAGCCCCCCUUAAGGCCCUUAAGGGCAUCAGAAGAUUUCUCGUGUCCCAUUCACACCAUCGGCUCGCUCCUAGAUCGGAACUUGCCCCCCUCCAUCUGGCGUCACGGCCGGACUUCCAAGAUACAUUCUCCAUAAAGUCCCUAGCAUUUAUCCUAGCGUGCAUGAUCGUAAAUCGAAGAGUGGUGCGCUCACGAUCCCUCCCCCACCGGCCUCUCCACCAAUGGCUACGAUACAAGAUGAUGAUGAGCUCUUGCUCGCCCGGAUUGGCUACAAACAGGAGCUUCGACGAGAAUUUUCCAAAUGGUCUACCGUGUCCUACGCCAUUAGUAUUUUAGGGGUUCUAGGAAGUGUGCCCGCAACCUUGGGUCAACCUCUUAUAGUCGGCGGCCCCGCCACGGCCGUAUGGUGUUGGCUAAUCGGCUCUUGUAUGGCUCUGGCCAUCGGCAGUUCCGUGGCCGAAUUGGUGUCCGCGUACCCAACCGCAGGUGGUAUGUACUAUGUGACAAAGCAUGUGGUACCCCCGGACCAAGUACCCCUCUUUGCUUGGACUCAAGGAUGGUGCAACCUGCUGGGACAGACCGCUGGUGUGUCGUCGGUCGCGUAUACCGUCUCUCAGAUGUUACUUGCGUGCGUCAGCAUGAAUUCGGAUCUUAUCAAUGGCAAAUAUUCAUACUCACCAACCGCUCUGCAGACAGUGCUAGUGUCUAUUGGGAUAUUGCUCGUCCUAGGCAUCAUCUGUUCGUUGACCACCAAAACCUUACAUCGCAUCAUACUUUGGUUUGCUCCUAUCAAUAUUACUGCUACGAUCUGCAUUUGUGUUGCACUUUUAUAUCUUACCCCAGAUAAGCAGCCGGCUUCCUGGGUGUUUACUCAUUUCACCGACGGGUCCGGAUGGGGAUCAAAGGUGUUUUCAUUCUUCUUGGGAUUCUUGUCUGUUGCAUGGACAAUGACCGAUUACGAUGGGACGACUCACAUGUCCGAAGAAACGCACGAUGCUGCCGUUCGUGGACCAAUCGCUAUCAAAACCGCCGUGCUAGUAUCCGGAGCUUUUGGAUGGCUUCUUACUGUCAGCAUGUGCUUUUGCUUGACUGAUUUCGAGGGAAUCUUAAGCUCUCCGACAGGUCUACCUGCUGCUCAAAUAUUCUUGAAUGCGGGUGGAAGGACUGGCGGCACAGUGAUGUGGGCAUUCGCCAUCCUUGUCCAAUUCUUCACUGGCUGCUCAGCUAUGCUAGCAGAUACACGAAUGGCGUACGCCUUUGCUCGAGAUAACGCGCUUCCCUUCUCUCCCUUUCUAUCCAAGGUGAAUCAAUAUACCCACACACCCGUCAAUGCGGUCUGGUUCGUGGUUCUCUUCAGUAUUUCCCUGAACGUGAUUGCCAUCGGGUCAACCGAGACUGCCCUCGCGAUCUUCAGCGUCACUGCUCCCGCACUGGAUAUAUCAUACGUGUCCGUCAUCUUGGCCCAUCAGAUUUACAAGGACAAGGUCAAGUUUAUCGAAGGGCCAUUCACCCUCGGAAGGUGGGGUACUCUUAUCAACUACAUUGCAGUAGUUUGGGUGUCAUUCAUUAGUACCAUCCUGUUCUUCCCCUCGCAGCUACCUAUCACCCUUGCCAACAUGAACUAUGCGAUCUGCGUGGCAGCUUUCAUUGCGAUAUUCGCCCUGGUUUGGUGGUGGGUUGCUGCCAGAGGCAUAUAUACUGGCCCUCAGACGAACGACAUAAUAAACGAAAUCCCGAGCGAAGCCAGUGAUGAUGACUGUGAAGAGCCUGAUGACUUUUCCGUAUGAGAUAUCAGAUAUCAUGUGACAGGGCUUUGUGAUGAUCUGCAUUUGAUUGAUUUCUGGAAAUAGAAUAGAUAGAUACGGGCUUAGAGAAGGAGGAUUGGAGUUCAAAGUAUUUUUUUUUGGAUUUAAAAUCUCCAUGAGAAUUGCUGUGAUAAUUUCUUGCUUUUUGCGACAAUCCAAAACUUCGAAGCAAGAGACUUGAACAAAUCCAGCGUCAUCG
Penicillium brasilianum is the source of this 2317-nucleotide messenger RNA. The record is from the annotation of a GenBank genome assembly. NCBI's taxonomy places the organism in Eukaryota, Fungi, Ascomycota, Eurotiomycetes, Eurotiales, Aspergillaceae.